Messenger RNA from Psammomys obesus (fat sand rat), 8526 nucleotides. It is a transcript of the gene Peg3, whose product is annotated as paternally expressed 3. NCBI's taxonomy places the organism in Eukaryota, Metazoa, Chordata, Mammalia, Rodentia, Muridae. The transcript is spliced from 9 exons. Gene Ontology annotation, molecular function: DNA-binding transcription repressor activity, RNA polymerase II-specific. Bases 405 to 4985 code for a protein of 1526 amino acids. Gene Ontology annotation, biological process: negative regulation of transcription by RNA polymerase II. The record is from RefSeq and is a predicted model, not a curated record.
CUGACAUGGGAACUGAAACAAAAUGCUCCUAUUCCUUCAGAAAUUUAUGGUGGGAGAGGAUUGUAGAAGGGACCCAAAUACUGGAAAGUGUGUGAUCAGCAAAUUCUUCUCCCUGUAGGCAAACCUACAUGGGAAAUGAAAGCAUAAUGAGGAGGUUGAUGGAAAGAGGCAGGAGACUGGAACAAACAAGAAGAGAGGAGAAACUGCACACCAUGCUGUCCCUGAGAGAUGACAAGAGUAACCUCCUCGGUUCCUGACUUUAAAGUUCUCAAUUCCAGCCCCCUUUAAAUGAGGCAGACCCUCACAGCAAGAGGAGAUCAGCUGACCAUCCUUGAACUGCUCAAGCCCUUGGGUGUGAGCAAAACAAACUUGAAAAACUCACCAUUCCACUGGAAAAUUACAAGAUGUACCACCAGGAAGACGACACCAGCAGUGACAUGACCAGUGACGACGACAUGAGCCGAACUGGGAGAGAAACCCCACCACCUCGAUCAUCCCAUUCUUUCAGCAGUGACCGAGACCAGGAGCGCCGGGGUAGAAGCAGAGAUGUGGAGCCUCGAGACCGCUGGUCAUACACCAGGAAUCCCAGAAACAGGCUGCCUCAACGGGAUCUUUCUCUUCCUGUGAUGUCAAGACCACAUUUUGGACUGGAAAGAGAUGAUGACAGACAUUCCAUGGAUUAUGAGUCUCGCUCUCAGGAUGCUGAGUCAUACCAGAAUGUUGUGGAACUCAAAGAGGACAGGAAGCCUCAGAAUCCAAUUCAGGACAAUCUGGAGAACUACAGAAAGCUGCUCUCACUGGGAGUACAGCUUGCUGAAGAUGACCGACACUCUCACAUGACACAAGGCCACUCAUCAAGGUCCAAGAGAAGUGCCUACCCAAGCACAAGUCGAGGUCUGAAACCCAUGCCUGAAGCAAAAAAGCCAGCUCACCGCCGUGGAAUCUGUGAAGAUGAAUCUUCUCAUGGAGUGAUAAUGGAAAAAUUCAUCAAGGACGUGUCUCGAAACUCCAAAUCCGGAAGAGGGAGGGAACUGACUGAGCGUCCUCCUCCGAGGUUCCCCAGGCCCAGUGACAACUGGAAGGAUGGUUCAUCAAACAAAAGAGAGUCAGUGAUCCAGGAGAGGGGUUAUGAAGGGAGCAUGUUCAGGGGAGGCUUCAGGUUCAAUGCAGACUUGGUUUCCAGAAGCAGAGGUCUAGAAAGGAAGAGGCGUUACCAUUUUGAUUCUGAUGAGAAGGGUUCAGGUCAUGAGCAUAAGAGCUGUGUGAGGAAGAAGCCUUUUGAGUGUGGUAGUGAGAUGAGACAGGCGAUGAGCAUGGGCAACCUGAGCUGCCCUCCCUUCUCUGAGUCACAGUCAAUCGAUUUUGCGGCAGAUCCGUAUGUGUGUGAUGAGUGCGGGAGGUCGUUCAGUGUCAUCUCUGAGUUUGUGGAGCACCAGAUUAUGCACACUAGGGAGAACCUCUAUGAGUAUGGAGAGUCCUUUAUUCACAGCGUGGCUGUCAAUGAGGUGCACAAAGGUCAGGGUGGGGGAAAACGCUUUGAGUGUAAGGAAUGUGGAGAAACCUUCAGUAGGAGCGCCGCCCUGGCUGAGCAUCGCCAAAUCCAUGCUAGAGAGUAUCUUGCAGAAUGUAAAGAUCAGGAGGACGAGGAGACCGUCAUGCCCAGUCCUACCUUUAGUGAGCUGCAGAAGAUGUACGGCAAAGACAAGUUCUAUGAGUGCAAGGUAUGCAAGGAGACCUUUCUGCACAGUUCUGCCCUAAUCGAGCACCAAAAAACCCAUGGUAGAGGCAACCCCGGAGAUGACAGAGAUGAGCGCGAGCGCAUGCGUGCACGUGCAUGGGAGCAGCGGGAGCGUGAACGCGAGCGUGAGCUUGGAGAACCCUUUCUGACCUGCCCAAACUUCAAUGAGUUUCGGAAGAUGUAUAGGAGAGAUAAAAUCUAUGAGUGUAAGGUAUGCGGAGAGAGCUUCCUUCAUCUCUCAUCCCUGAGGGAACAUCAGAAAAUCCACACUAGAGGAAAUCCAUUUGAAAACAAGAGCAGGAUGUGCGAGGAGACCUUUGUCCCUAGCCAGGCCCUCAAAAGGCGACAGAAAACUUACCGGGAGAAGCUGUUCGACUUCAACAAUGCCAGAGAUGCUUUGAUGGAAAGCUCAGACCCCGGUGAGCAUCAGAAAAAUCGUUCUUGGAAGCAUUUCUUUGAUGGCAGAGGAUAUGAAAAACCCUUUGCCGAAUCUCAGAAGAGUCAUACUAUAACAAGACCACCUGAAAACAAAGAAGAUGACAAGCCGUUCACCAUUAGCACCAAUCCUAAUGACAAGCUGAAAUUUCCCACAGUGGAAAGUGGCUGCCAGGAGAAAUCCUGUGAGAGCUCUGUUAUUCACAUCUUGGGCCCUGCAGAAGCUCAGAAGAGUCAUGGUGUACUGGGGUUCACUAAACCAAAACCAGUGGCCGAGUCUAGCACCCAGAGCUCAGGCAGUAUUGGCCACCCCAAAGUCCACUCUGGAGGGAAUAGCUAUGAAGGAAAGGAAUACAAGGGAUCCAACAUCCACAGCUUGCCUGCUCCUCGACCUCUGAAACGUCACAGAGCAAAUGACCAGUAUGAUGAGGAAGGAGAAUCCUCCAUUUACAUCUCAGAUCUUAACAAUAAGCGAAGGAAGAUUCCUACCAGAGAAGACACUUAUGAAGGAAACAGCAGCAACAACCACAAGGAUUUCAUCACACCAAGUCUAUUGAGUGCUGAGCCUGCAAGUCUUUCUGGAGAGUCUCGUGAUCCUAAUCAAGAUGUCACAUUUUCAGUUCCCAGCUCAAGUGUUCGUGAACACCAGAAAGCUCGUGCCAAAAAGAAAUACAUUGAGUCCAAGAGCAAUGAAGCUUCUGUUAUCCACUCCCUACCUUUUGGUGACCUGCAAGCAAUUCGCCGCCGUAGAGCAAAGUUCUUUGAGUGCCAGGAAUGUGGGGAGAUCUUUGCUCAUAGAUCUGACCUCAUUGAGCACCAGAAGAUUCACGACAGAGAAAGGCCUUCUGGAAGCCGACAUUAUGAGCAAUCUGUCAUCCGCAGCUUUGCCCCUAGUGACCCUCAGACCAGUUAUGCCCAAGAACGUUUUGUUCAAGAACAAGUACGCAAAUUCAGAGCAUUUGGACAACGCUCUGCGACCAGCAACAACCUCAGUGUCCAGAAAAUCUAUGCCCAAGAGAAGUUUUAUGCCGAGGAGCCCCAUGAUAAAGAAACUCAUGGUCAAAAGAUUCAUGACAAAGAGCCAUAUGGUAAGGAGCCUCAUGGUGAUGAGCCCCAGGACAAGGAACCUGUUGAUCAGGAGAUGCACAGUGAAGAGCCCCGUGGUGAUGAGCCUCAUGGUCAGGAGCCUCAUGGUGAUGAGCCCCAUGACAAGGACCCUCUUGAUCAGGAAAUGCACAGCGAAGAGCCCCAAGGUGAAGAGUCUCAUGGUGAUGAGCCCCCUGGCCAGGAGAAAGCUGAAGAUACUACCAUUCAGGCGUCAGGUUCCGAUGAGCAUCAGAAAGAUGAUGCUAGUGACACUAUAUAUGAAUGCCAGCACUGUGGGCUGGGCUUUGCUGAUCUCACAGACCUCACAAGCCACCAGGAUGUCCACAGCAGAAAGUCUCUGGUUGACAGUCGCGAAUACGCACAUUCUGAAGUUCAUGUCCACUCCGUCAGUGAAUUUGAGAAAAAAUACUCUGGAGAGAAGCUGUAUGAAUGUCCAAAAUGUGGGGAAUCUUUUAUUCACAGCUCAUUGCUUUUUGAGCACCAGAGAGUCCACGAACAAGACCAGCUGUAUGCUGUAAAGGCCUGUGAUGAUGGCUUCAUCACUCUCUUGCCUGUGAGGCCCCGGAGAAAUUGUGCUGCAGAAAGGGAUCCUGCUGUCGCUGGCUCAGCCAUUCGAUGCCGUCAGUGUGGACAAGGCUUCAUUCACAGUUCUGCCCUAAAUGAGCACAUGAGACAACACAGGGAUGAUGAAAUACUGGAGCAGAGUGAGUUGGCAGAAGAGAUUUUCAUUCAAGGCCUAGCCCUCACUGAGUAUCAGGGAAGUGAAACCGAAGAGAAGCUUUUUGAGUGCACAAUCUGUGGGGAAUGCUUCUUCACUGCCAAACAGCUGGGAGACCACCACACCAAAGUUCACAAGGAUGAGCCCUAUGAGUAUGGGCCAUCCUACACCCAUGCCUCCUUCCUCACUGAGCCCCUCAGGAAACACAUCCCACUGUACGAAUGCAAAGAUUGCGGGCAGCCCUUCCUAGAUGACACCGUCAUCACUGAGCGUAUGGUGUUUCAUCCUGAGCGAGAAGGAGGGUCUGAAAUAGUAGCUGCCACUGCCCAAGAGGUCGAAGCCAAUGUCCUCAUUCCACAAGAAGUACUGCGAAUCCAGGGGUCAAAUGCAGAAGCUGCUGAGCCUGAAGUAGAGGCCGCCGAGCCUGAAGUGGAGGCUGCAGAGCCAGAGGUGGAGGCUGCGGAGCCUAAUGGAGAAGCUGAAGGGCCAGAUGGAGAAGCUGCUGAGCCAGAUGGAGAGGCUGAGCAGCCCAAUGGAGAAGCUGAACAGCCAAACGGUGAUGCUGAUGAGCCUGAUGGAGCCGGGAUCGAAGACCCAGAAGAGAGAGCCGAUGAGCCAGAGGAAGAAGAGGUUGAAGAGCCAGAGGGAGAUGCAGAUGAGCCCGAUGGUGCAGACAUCGAAGACCCAGAAGAGGAAGGAGAAGAUCAAGAGAUUGAGGUUGAAGAACCGUACUACAACUGCCACGAGUGCGCAGAAACCUUCACUUCCAGCGCAGCGUUUGGAGAGCACCUGAAGAGCCACGCCAGUGUGAUCAUCUUUGAGCCUGCCAAUGCUCCCGGAGAGUGCUCUGGCUACAUCGAACAGGCCAGCACCAGUGCAGGUGGUGCCGAACAGGCUGAUGACAAGUACUUCAAAUGUGAUGUGUGUGGGCAGCUCUUCAACGACCGCCUCUCCCUUGCCAGACAUCAGAAUUCUCACACUGGCUGAAGAAAAACAGAAAGAAACCAAAUCUUACUCCCAGAACCAGACCCUUAAAUCAAAGAGAGAGCCUACACCAACCCAUAAUGUCAAUAAGAAAUUCAACUUUCUAUAUACAUCCUGGACUUCACAUCGGAUAACUGUGAAUGAAAAGGGACAAAGAGAUUGAAUACAGAGAUUCUUUCAGUCUUAGCUCUUCUCUACUGAGCAUCAGUAUACACUUGGGAAAGCUAGAGUUCACACCUUCCCUUUCAUCCGAGUAGCUAGAUUGAGGGAAAACCUGGUGACUAUUCAAGACCACAGAGGUUGCCCCAAUCGACUGUACAUGAUCCCCUUUCAUACCCUAUACAUAAGAUUCCUGCCGUGUAUAUAAAUGAGCAAAUCACAGUGAAUCAGUGAUACUUAUAUUUGGAUUUAGUGUGCUAUAGAAUUUAAAGUUUACUCACAGAGCUACCUAGCCUGGUGCUCUGAUUUUUUUUUCCUGAGGAGGAAGAGAGCAACAAUUUAGCAUAUAUUUGUAAGUGUUGUCCAUCCUGCGGAAGCUUUACUGUGCAUCCCUUGAUCGCCAUUAGUACCCUUUCCAGUAAUGGAAUGUUUUGUCCCCUACCUCUUAGAUAGUCCUGUGAAGGUGUGAGUGUGAAAGAUCUUUGAAUCCUGGCUGUGUGAAAACAGACAUCAUUUUAGCUUCCAUAGCCAUUUGAUGUGCACCCAACCCCCUUGAGACUGACUGUAUAAACCUUUAUAAUAUAUGGAUUUGUCUUUGUGACCCAAAUCAACCCAUCCCCAUAUUUUAUGUACCUUAUAGUGGUUUUCAUGCAAAAAAAAAAUGUUACAUUUGAGGUGUUUUUUUAAAGUUUCGGUUUUUGUUUUCUAGCCAAUUUGUGUAUUCAAUAGUGAAUUCAUGAAACCUGAAGCUUUCCCCUGUAAAUCUUAGUGUCUUUGCCUUUAAAGAGUGGGUGGCGACCAUCACUAGAUCACAGUAGUGCCUAAUGAAGGUUGGGAACCACAGGAGAGGCUCUUACAUUGUAAAUAAGGAAGCAGACUGACACCCUUUCAUUAACUCUGCUGUGUGCUUCCUGCCUUAAGUGACAAGUGGCAGUGUCUGUCACCUGUGUGGUAUUGUCUGUGCUUGCCACAAGUCACUGUGCUCCCUGGGUGCCCAGGAGCUAUUAUCCUUAGAUCUCUGUAUCUCCAAACUUAACUCCUCUGUUCUUUAUGUGUCUGUCAACCCCAAGUCUAAUUUGCAUUAAAAAAAAAAAAAAGCAAAAACACACAUUAAAAAAAAAAAAGCUUUCUUUAUAGUUAAUCCUAGCUUAACAUGGACUCAGGUUCCCCAGCAGCCUUAAUUUGUUUUUUGUUACCAUUGUUCUUUCUCAUUGAGCCCUCCUAAGUGUUUCUGAGCUUUCCAUUUAAUGUCCUGUCUGUCUUGAUGUCAUCAAUUGUCCUCUUGAUCACAAAAUGACUUCCCAGCUUGAGAUUUCCUGCGUCCUAUAUAUGGACUGCCUGCGCUCCUUUUCUUCCCCUUCCCUCGCAUAAUGGCUAUAUAAAGACAAUUUUUUGGCCUUCAGUUGGCUGGGGAAAAAAAAAUUUAAAAAUUUAAAAAAUAAAAAAAAAUAAGCAGAUCUGUAGCUGAAAGAUCAAAAGAUACGUACAGAUCAUCUUCUAAAGCGAAGAGAGAUACCUGCUGACUCUGACUCUUAAUUUUCUAGAUCUGUAGUCUGGAGCUCAUGGGGGAGUGUGUCAAAGCCUUGCUGAAUGCCAAAGUCUUCGGAGGUUGGAGAGCUAAGAGUAAGAAACAGAAAUGCGUGAGCCAAAGCAGGGAGUUCCAAGAUGACAGCAGAUCUAGGAAGGAAAUAAGACAGACUAUAAAACACCAGCAGCAGGAAUUGGAAGGUCAGGGUGGUAAAAACAAAUUUUAUGAGUGUCCUGUGUAGUUGGAAGAAAGGCCUUUCUGAUGGCAUGGUGUAAGUGAAGGUCAGCUGCAUAGAGAGGCCCCAGGUUGGAACUGACACCAAGGAAAUGGGGGGGGCAAUAAUGCAUUGGGGGAAGCACCCUUGAAAUGGAAGUCAGUGUCAUAGUCAUCUGGCUAAAAUUGGGGAUUGACAGUAUACCCUAUGAGACCCUUUACAGAAAGGAACUUGUCAAAAAUUCAGUGUCCAUUCUAACCAUCACAGAGUGAGGAGAAGAUUAGGAUCAGUUGACAUGCCAGAGUAUAGACAACUAAGUCAGGGUGCCCCCGGAUGCCUAUGCAGUUGUGUAGAGGUGAUACUCACAAAGUGUUGUGAAGCAGAUAUUCACAGAAUAUGAAGUGGAGGAAGCAGGACACAAAAUUAUAUUUAUACUACAAUUACAACUGUUUUAAAAUGUAUGCUUAUAAUCAAAAGCUAUUGUGUUGUCGUAGUUAUAGUUGAGCAUUAUUUUCUUAAAUUUUUAGAAUAUUCUUUAUAGUAGUUUACUCAAAAGUUAAGGAUCAUAUUUCCAUCAUGAACAUAAUUGAAUUCAUUAUGAAGAACUUGGAAAAUAACAGAAAAGUGGAGGAAAGAUAAUCCAUGUCCCCACCAUCCAAAGAUAGAUAUACUCUUUAAUAUCUUGUUUAUUCUUGUUGCUGUGCACAGGUUUAUAUAUUAUAACUGUGUCAAAACGUGUAUUCAAGAUAGUUGUUCUAGUAUUCCUGUAAAAUUACAGUAAAAUACUUUGAUCUGAAGUUUUCCCUAAGCUCCUUGUAAUAGUCACCUGAUAAUAAAGUUUGGUAUGUUAUGUCACCAUUAUAAGCAUACUAUCUAUGUACCCAGUGAAAAUUGGAAAAUACAGUAAAAUUGAAAAGAAAAAUCUGCCCACAUUCCCCACAUUCAACAACUGUUAAAUCUUCAUCUGUGCCCUCCAUCUUGUGUCAUCGCACAAACUUGUGAUUGAAACAGUGUUAAAUAGUCUAAAGCAAAAAAGAAAUGUGGGAAACAAUUAAAAAUAGUGUUUGGGGGGGGUCAUGAUUAAAUAUUUUGUUCCAAAUUUCUUGAAUAAUCUUCUGGUGUUUGGGUAACAAACUUUAAGUAAUGUACUCUGCAUCACAAAUAUAAGAUAUACUCAAAGAAAACUGGGAAACUGUGGUGAAGUAGAAAAAAAUUGUAUUUCCAACAAACUCGUGGUAACACCUGGAUCUGUGCACCACAUGUGUGAUUAUUAGGGUGUCCAUGAUAGUGUCAACAGCAGGAAGAAGUGUGGAGAAGUGUGGAAUGGAAUCGUGGGGUAGCUGUGGUGAGAUUCCAGUGAAGUGUGUUUUCUCAGUUUCUUUGAGGGUCUUUAAUCAUAGCGUUCUAGUAGGCUGCCCUUUUGCUUAUAUUUCCAUUAUAUAUGCAGUAUGUGCCCAUUCUAGUAACCUUGAAGAUGUGGAAACGUAGAGAGAAACUCACCCAUAUUUUCAUCACCCAAAGACUGUGUUAACACCUAUAUUUUCUUUGUCUUGUUUCUGUGCACAGGCUUUUGGUUUGUUAAUAUGGUUGUAGUUGUUCUAUCUUGUAAUAGUGUCAACAAUAAAAAAUAAAGUUAAAAAUCA